Amoebophrya sp. A25 is the source of this 4674-nucleotide messenger RNA. Lineage: Eukaryota; Dinophyceae; Syndiniales; Amoebophryaceae. The record is from the annotation of a GenBank genome assembly.
GCAAAAGUUAGUUCACAGCUAGCGGCGAAGGGUAUGGCAGUGAGCAUGAGAAGGUGUUUUGUGAGCAUCGUAAGUUCUUCAGGACGACAUUUGUCUCUUCUAAGGUGAUGAGGUCAUGUAAGACAGAAAUACGUGUGCAGCAGGAGUCUAAUCGUGGGCUUUUCCGUAACGGAACGUUGUUUUGAAAGGUUUUUGAUACAGCCCCUGGGUCGUGCUGCUGUCACUGUGUCGUCAAUGGCUGGCCGUUUGCGUGUUCGACUGCUGCUGUGGCAGGCGUGUAAGACUGGAGACGUCGGAGAGUGACUCGCCCAGAUUGUGUUGUAUUAAAGCUGAGCUUUUUUACACAUUACGGAAGAGCCUGGCAUGGUGACCGUGACGGCACGCAGUCUGGCACGUGGGCGUCCAGCCGAAGAAGGACAAGGAGAGAACACGGAGCACAGUCAACAACUCCAAGAUGGUCAUCGAGGUGGUCAGGAGCAGUUCUCAGGACCACAAGCUGAAGCAUAUCUCACCAGGGGCGGUGACCAAGAGAUUCGCGUGCAUGAAGACACGCUGGAGCGUUGUGCAAUCCUCUUCCUCUUACUCUUCGGCUUGGCCGUGCUCACUGUGCUCAUCUUCUUCGUCAUGCGUCUCCUCAGAGCCAGGCUGCUGCAUAUUUAUGGACGAGGGUUGUAUUUAGACAAAUUUUGCUAGCCUAACAAGGGGCAACCUCUUCGGGAUCGCUGGGGCCAUUCCGAUAGCUUGGCGGUGAAUCCUCGGAGCAGUGAAUCCCCGUUCCGAAGGAUCGCGAAGUGUGGGCUCUAAAAGCGCCUCCAGGGGAGUCCCAACCUCUUCGGGAUCGGCUCGGCUCGGAGGUGCUUUGGAGGGGUGUCAAAAAGGGGCACAAAAAGGGCCCACUUUGACACCCCAAACGACCCCAAAAAACGCCCCAAGCUGCUGCAUGAACGAGGUUUGUAUUGAUGUUGUGCGUGUGUGCUCCUGCUUCCGUGGUAGAAAUUCACAUUCUAAAUCUAGUGCGCAGGUUUUGAUUCCAUCAUGUCUGCAUGUACUUACUAAGACUUCUAGCUACUGGAUUAUCAACAAAAAAGUUUUGUAUGCAUACUGCGUCUAACUCGUGCAGCGAGAAAGCAACAGGAAAGCUGCAAAUGCGAGGAACAACUGGGGUCGGCGUGGAAGGAGCGUAGUCGUUCUUCGCAGCAGGCGCAUCUUUAUUGAUCAGAUGGUUGGAGCGCCGAGUCGCGAUCCUGCCGACGACAUCUCUUUUUGUAGCUCGCAUCAUCUAGGUGGUGGUGGUGGUCACUCAUCCAAAAGCUCUCAACAUGAUCUUCAUGGUAACUACAAGCAUAAAAAAGGUACUAGUAGUACUUGUACUUCUUCCACUCAACAUGGUAGACGACGACAGAUUCCCGCGUACGAUCGCACCAGAGGUUCAGGGGGACUGAGUGGUAGAGGAAGUUUUGACGCGUCUUCUAGAGGAAGUUUCGGCUCUGCCUCUAUUCGGAGCUACAGCAAGACCUCCUGCUCGUCCAGACCAUCAUUGGAGGAUGUCGAAGAGGAAGACGACGAGUGCCCGUUGUUUUAUGGUUUAGGGUUUAGUAACUCUGACUUUGUUUUGUUGUCAGAGCCUGUCUGCGGGUAAAUUGAUACGCAUGUUCUACUAGUUUACUCUUCAAUGAAGAUGGAAUCAGGGAUUCCAUCAGCAAAUAGAUUUUUAAAAAGACGACGGUGAUACAUACUGAUACUUCCAAACUUCUACAGGGUUAAAUCCAAACGACCCUGCUCUAAUCCAUGCUGUAUGAGAGCAGAAAGCAGAGUCAGGAAGUACUCCAUGAUCUCCAAGAAACCACGUCAAUUCGGGGAAGUCUCGUGGACGGCGAAGCAGUGCAGCUUCAGUCGAUACAACAAGGUCAAGCACUUGAGUAUGAUCAGGAGAUCGCUGAGCGAUACUCUUAUCCUCCAUCAACAUCUCCUUCUGUUAUGUAUCCAGCUGAUGCAUUGAAUACAGGGACGAGUGGAAUAAAUGGUGACAACGAUCACGAAAAGGAAAUGAGCUGUACGGGUUUGAUAUCAACGGCGUCCACGCCAUCGACCUAUGAGGGAUCAUCUUCAACCCAAACAUCGGAGGCUUACAUUAAUAGUCCGGAAGCUUUAUCAGAUGACCCGUGUCAGCACUCGCCAGUGGUGAACGAUUCUGGGACAGCGUCUAUGAUCAAGUUGUGCUCACCACCCCCACCCCGAAGUGUAUCGCGCUUGCUGCCUAAUGGUGGUCCGUUGAUGCCGGGGGCAAAUGAGCCAUCUCGUCACCUCCAACAGCAAAUGCCGGCUUCCGGAAUUUAUGGCGACUUGGAUCAUGUUGACCAAGUAGUGCAGGCUCAGCUGAGGAACCAACUUCCGGGACACCCACAUUCGGGACAUCCGCACUUUCCGCAGAACACUUCCCCUCCGCAGCAUAGUUAAGGCUCUACACGACAGCUACAGCUGUUAGACUAUUAACUUGGCUCUAAUGCUAUAUUUUUUUGUCCAAAGAAAUUGAAUGAUCUUGGUCUUCUUCGGUUCAAAACAUCACUUCCUUCAAGGGCUAUGCUCCUCUGUUUCCUGCUUGGGAAGCUGAAGAAAUGCGCCUAAGAAGUCUGUCAACUGCUUUAGGCUCUAAUACGGUGGAACAUUCGCCCCUGGUCCUGCUGCUGUGCUUUCUAGUGGAAAGAUAAGAGGAGGCCACGGGCAGCAGGCCUGUCAAUUUGGUUCUCAAUUUAGCACUGGUGGCAACAACAUGGGGAUGAGUCAACAUCAACACCAACUGCAACAGCCUACCGGCAGUCCGUCAAUGACGAACCAGAAUCUUGCACACUCGCCUCCUUUCAGUGAUCCGCAUAAACUGCCGUUUCGAGGCCGCCCUAACUGGUCAGCACAGCCUCAAUUUCCAAAGGAUGCGAAUAUGUUGACCACAUCCUCUGCAGGAGGUAACAACUCUCUUCAUCGAGGACCACCCCCGGCUCCCCCCGGAGCUCCUCACCAGGCCUUGGAGCGUAUUUUCCGACAGCAGAGGGAGGAAAUGGUGAUGCAAAACAAGGCCAUGGAUGAGGUGCUGCGAGUGGUGACGCGUCGUCUGGGCGUCCGCCCUCAUGACCUCCCUCCAAUCACGGAAGAGGAGGACGAACCUUCCUCUAAUACGGAAGACGAGCGGGUGGAGGAGGAGAUUCAGAGCGUGUUUAUGAUGUAAUAUUAAGUAGUUACAAGGAUUUUUAGCGUGCUAUCCAUAUUCUAAUACGCAAGUGAUACGACAGGAGACAAGAACUGUGGUCGUUUAUAAAUAUUCUUUGCCUAUUUAUCGCUGUCGUAGCUCUUCUUAGUAGGAGGUACUUACUACUUCACGGAGCGGCCUCAUACAUAGAUGCAUAAUGCUAUACAAGAGGCACCAUGACAUGGCAUGACGUACAUUGCUGCUCAUCGAGAUCUAGAGGUGCUAAGAGUUUUACCGUUGCGGGCAACAAAGACCUUUUGAACAGUAUCAAAAAUCUUUAUCUUGAUCUUUUUACCUCUAUGUAUCAAUCAGAAAUUUUUUUCAUCUAAAACCACUGCUGGAAAAGAAGGGAGCCUAGAACAGCCCGCGGAGGACGAUGCAGUUGUAAACGCAGAAGCAUCGCCGGAUGAGGAAGCUGAAAAAAUAACAGCAGACUACGGUUCGCAUUGUCAGGGAUUACAUGGUGCCGGAAUUCAGGGGCCUGAGAAGGAAACAAGCAAGGCAAACGACCCACCAGCAACCGCAGAAGGUGAAGAACCUGAUAACAGAGUAGCACUGUCAACAAGUCCUCGCGACAGGAGGAGCCCAACUCCUAUUCUCCAGUCAUCCAACGAAAGAACAUCGGGGGGCGAAAAUGCCACGACAAAGACCGAGAGUAACGUUGUUUCGAUGGCUUUUGGCCCUGGCAGCAAUACCCCGAAUGCAAUUGUACCAACAAGAACAUCUACUAGUCCCAUCAAGGUGGAAAGAAAUAGUCGCGGCAACAGAGAAAAUACGACAGAUCAUCAUGUGCCACAACGAAUGUCUCUGGCAGGAACAGGCUUUCGUACAAUCGUACGGAACAAACCUGGAUCUCCGUUACAACAGCAAGUAUGGUCUAAACCGCAACUAGCGAGCAAUCCGGCCGCGGGGGCACGUAUCUAUUUAUAUUUUGGGCAAUUGUUGUUCUCAGACCCUAAUCGGUUUUAUUAGAGCUGUAGUCCGUAAACGUAAUUCAUCUUUCAAGUGCAUCCUUGAAAAGUAUGGGGGAGUAUUUCGGAGCAAUGUUCUGUCUACAUCAGAUAACUUUCAAGUAGACUCACCGUAGUGGAGUGUAAUCAAUCCAUUGUUCAGGUUUACGCCGCGACGACCGAGCCUCCGCAGCACCGUCUUCUACUUUGCAAGGGAGUACGAAGAGGGGUGCCGAAGGUCGAUCUAUCCGCACGAGCGAACUGUACUUAAGGGUAGGUUAAAGGUGCUUUUCUUACCGCUUUUUAUGCCUCUCUCCCUUAGGGAUGAGAAAGGCAUAAAAAGCGGGGGAACCCGCGAGCACCAAAAACCUACCUCUAAUGUACUAUACCGCAGAGUCGCAUACCCUGAGUAGCGAGGAAGACGAGGUCACUGAUACAACACUAAAUGACAUCGAUGAGGAAGAUUCGAUGCUCAGUUCGUGA